AUGCAACGCCGUUUUAUUUUGCGUGCUUCUUCAUUAUUCUUCAAUACAAAGACAUACAUAAACUCUAUUUAUAAAUUUAAUAAUACCAAUGUCAGAAGGCUCACGCUUGUUAAACGACCUACUUUUCGUCCUGAAGUUAGCACACCCAAGAGAUAUAUUCAUAUUAAAUCCAUUUCUACAGCUGCAAUUAUUUCUAUUAUAACUUCCUAUUACUAUUAUAAUAAUAGAGAUAAUAAACUUAAGGUCAAAGAUUCACAAGCUGUACCCAUUUCAACCUCUACUAAUUUACAAUCUCAGAGCGUUACUUCCCAAUUGAGCGAUGAUAGUAGUAGAGUAGCUUUACAAUCUAAAUCUAUGCAAGAACUUUUAUUGGCGCUGUUUGUAUAUAAAUUAUGCACCGUUCCAUGGUUGGUCGAUAUCGCACCAUACAUUAUUGACAUCUCAGAAAAAAUGCAUUUACAAGAUCCCAUUUACUGGUUUGCCAAAAAGACGUUUUUCAAACAAUUUUGUGGUGGGGAGACAGCUGAAGAAUGUGUCAUCACAAUGAAUCAUUUAUCGCAAUCAAAUAUUAAUUGUAUACUAGAUCUUAGUAUUGAAGCUGAUUUACAUAUUGAAGAAACAAAGGCAAUUCAGAAUGAUAAAAGGAAUAAACAUUGGCAGCAGGAGCAACAAGCGGAUGCUACGCUUAGAAUGCUAAAAACAUGCAUUAAAACUGCAGCACAAGGACAUCAAGAUGAAUAUUCCAUCAACAAAUCAUUAGUGGCUGUAAAGAUAACAGCACUUGCUCCUCUUGAUAUAUUACUCCAAUUGAAUCAAGUUAUAGACCGUUUAAACAAAGCAUUUGAAAUGUAUCAAUUAAAUGGUCGUAUUGAUAGUCAAUGUGUAGAGCAUGUUGCAACUCAUAUUUGCCCUCCAACGUAUUCUGAAAUUCAAAGACAGCAACGAACUGAUUUUUUAUCUCAAUUAAAAAAUCAAGAUAGAACAUUAGACUAUAAUGAGUAUAUCACAUUAUUUAGUUUAAAUAAUCCUGGUCGUAAAGUAUGGUGGGAAACAGUGUAUUCCAAAUCAAAAAAUGAUGUAUUUUUAACUCGUGAAGAUUUAGAAAUUUAUGAUAGAAUGGUUCAACGAUUGGAUGAAGUAUGUACGUUAGCUUAUGAACUUGAAGUAGGUAUAAUGAUUGAUGCUGAACAAUCUUACUUUCAAGAGGCUAUCGAUUAUAUAGCAAUGAAUUUGCAGCAACAAUAUAACCGUUUAGAACAUAAUGACCAUAUUCCUAUAGUGUAUAACACAUAUCAAAUGUACACAAAGACAGCUCAGAAAAAAAUUGAACGAGACGUGGAUAGAGCAGAUAAAGAGAAUUUUACUUUUGCUGCUAAAUUAGUACGCGGUGCUUAUAUGGUCUCAGAACGAAAGCGUUCACAAAAAAUGGGUUAUGAAUCACCUAUUCAUGAUAGCAUUGAAGACACUCAUACUUCCUACAAUAAUAGUGUCCGAUAUUUAAUCAACAAAUUACACAAACAUCAAGAGAACAUAGAUGUUAAUUUGACAGCUACAAAUACCCCUAUUGUAUUUAUGGUCGCUAGCCAUAAUAGAGAUUCUACAAUAUUGACUGUAGAAGAAAUGGAGCGUCAUCAUAUUUUACCCAAGUCUGGUGUUGUGCAUUUUGGACAAUUGUUUGGUAUGCAAGAUCAGAUUUCUUAUACUCUAGCUCAAAAUGGAUAUUCAAUUUACAAAUACCUGCCUUAUGGUACAAUUGAUGAAGUUAUCCCUUAUCUACUUCGCCGAGCCCAAGAAAAUGCAACUGUCUUAGGCAGUGUUAAUAAUGAAUGUGAAUUAAUUUGGCAAGAAAUUAAGGAUCGUUUACUUUGUAUGAUUAGUUUUUACACUCAUCUCGAUUGCCCAUCCACAUCUAGUAUUGAGUAUACUUCAGACAAUAAUAAUACAACAAAUAAUGCGAAUACUAAUGAUAGAAUUAUUACUGGAGCCUCUACAGAAGUAACUUAA
Molecule: messenger RNA, 2004 nt
Organism: Cokeromyces recurvatus
Lineage: Eukaryota; Fungi; Mucoromycota; Mucoromycetes; Mucorales; Mucoraceae
Product: FAD-linked oxidoreductase-like protein
Exons: 3
Coding region: 1-2004 (667 amino acids)
Cellular component (GO): mitochondrion
Molecular function (GO): FAD binding; proline dehydrogenase activity
Source: RefSeq, a predicted model, not a curated record